GCGCGUGCGCGCUCGGAGGGGGCGCGAGGCAGCGCGCCAGGCGGUUGCCGGCGCUUGGCUGCUGAGGUUGGCGGCAGGGGCUCCGUGCGCCCAACGGGCUGGUAGUUGCGGGGCCUCCCGCCUCGCCCCGAGUUGCAGGCAGUCGUGGCGGCCGCCGGGGACCGCAAAGGGCGGAGGAAAGCUGGGGCCGUUGGGAGCCGGCCCCGGCGCGCAGAGGAACAGCCGAGCAUGCCCCGAGACAACAUGGCCUCCCUGAUCCAACGGAUCGCCCGCCAGGCGUGUCUCACCUUCCGGGGUAGCGGGGGCGGCCGCAGCGCUUCCGACCGCGGCGCGGCGCCAGGCCCCGAGGCGCCGAUGCCGCCGGGCUUCCUAGAGAACCUGAGCAAGCUGAAGAGCCUGCUGACCCAGGUCCGCGCUGAGGACCUGAACAUCGCCCCGCGCAAGGCCACGCUGCAGCCACUGCCGCCCAGCCUGCCGCCCGUCACCUACAUGCACAUCUACGAGACGGACGGCUUCAGCCUCGGGGUGUUCCUGCUCAAAAGCGGCACGUCCAUCCCACUGCACGACCACCCGGGCAUGCACGGCAUGCUCAAGGUGCUCUACGGCACCGUGCGCAUCAGCUGCAUGGACAAGCUGGAGGCGGGCGACGGGCAACGGCCGCGGCCCCCUCCGUCCGAGCAGCAGUUCGAGCCGCCGCUGCAGGCCCGGGAGCGGGACGCCGUGCAGCUGGGCGUGCUGCGCUCGCGGGCCGAGUACACCGAGGCCAGCGGCCUCUGCAUCCUCACGCCGCACCGGGACAACCUGCACCAGAUCGACGCAGUGGACGGGCCAGCCGCCUUCCUAGACAUCCUGGCCCCGCCCUACGACCCCGACGACGGCCGGGACUGCCACUAUUACCGGGUACUGGAGCCCGCCGCCAGGCCCAAGGAGGCCUCCGGCUCGACCUGUGACCUGCCCCGAGAGGUAUGGCUCCUGGAGACGCCGCAGGCUGAUGACUUCUGGUGUGAGGGGGAACCCUAUCCAGGUCCCAGGGUCUUCCCGUGAAGCCGCCGGCGCCCGGGAGCGGUGGCUCGAAGACGUGCCCCAUCCCGAUCUGGGCCUGGCUGCCCGCGACCCAUCACAAGGGCUCACUCACUAUCCCCCUGCUUUGGCGUUGGAGCUACUGGAAUGGGCCGCAGCCGCUUCCUUGGGAGUCUUGGGAAGCGCGGGCGACUGGACUGCAGCCACCCGGCACGGUUCUGGGGGCGGGGUAGGCGGAGAGACUAGGUUGUUUCCUGGCUCUGUCACUGCCACCAGGGUUGUGAUUUGGGGGAGGGGGUGAGGCAGGGGACUGUCUGAAGCGCUUCCAUUCUAAAGCCAUAAUAUUCUUCCUCUGUUCCUCACCCAAAAUACAAAUUCAGUUCAAAAUAACACUAAGUAGGUAUUUUUUUUCUUGUUCAGUAAAUAGGGUUUGUUUUCCACUUAGGGCCUUUUUGCCCUUAUCCUUAUUGUUAUAGUUUUAAUUUAUUGACUGUGCACGAGCUAGUGGCUUGAAUUGUUUUCAAUUCAAGGCAUUGGUAAAAAGUAGGCUUGAAGAGACGAGCUACCCUAUUAAAAGUGAGCUGUCUUGCCUAUUUAAUUCGUUGUGAAAAUCACAUCCUUUUUUAGAGUUGGGGAGUCACCCCUACAACACAGCUAUGCAUGUAGAGGACAAGAUUUCUUUCCUCCUUUACCCAGUAGCCACAUCUGGUUUACUCUAGCAGCAUCUGACAAAGUCAGCAUCUAUAUAUCUCAGUGACAGGUGGUCACAUAAAGCUUAUCUUUCCCAUCAGUCUCCAGAUCUGAGUUGAGCAGAUUUCUGAUUCACCUUUAAUGCAAAGGCUAUAUUAUCCUCAAAUGACUUUCUUCCUUUUAAAGUACUUCAAGAAGCUAUAGGGUAAUUCUGUAUUUUCUAACCAGAAGAUACGGAGAUGCUAAAUCAGUUAUGCUUCCAAACAACUGAAUGUAAAAUACCCUAGCCAGCUGUUGAAUUCGCUAUCCCUAUUUACUUCCAGUAUUUCCUGCAAAAGUAGAGAAAAACAUGUUGAGGAAUGUUUCACAUUGUCUCAGGAACAGUAACGUUCCAGAGGGCUGCUGAUUCCAGCUAUGUUGUUGCUGGCAAGGUUAGCUCAGAACCCCUCAAACAAGAGAGUGAAUGUUGGCUUCCUCUAAUGUGGCUUUUUAUAGGAAGAGGUAAAAGGCACAGGUGAGCAAGGCUAGAAAAAUUGAGAAUUAACUCUAGUAAUAGCCAUUCAGGUACUGAAACUUGGGAGUAAACACUUGCCACUCCCUACCCCUUGAAAGGAAACCCUGGUAGCAUAGUGGUUAAGAGCUACGGCUGUUAACCAAAAAGGUCAGUAGUUCAAAUCCACCAGGCGGUCCUUGGAAACCGUAUGGGGCAGUUCUACCCUGUUCUAUAGGGUCACUACGAGUCUGGAACUGACUCGACGGCAAUGGGUUUGGUUUUUUGGGGGGUUUUUUACCCCUUGGAAUUAACAGUUGUGCCAUCUGUGACUACUAUUGUUUUUGUCCUUUAAAUAGGCUGAGCAACUCUAUCUUGUUUACAAAUGUAUUGACACCAUUUGCUUCACGCCAUGGAGCACUAUUGUUUCCCCCUUUUUACUAUUUAUAGGAUUUCCUUUUUCACAAAACUUUUAAUGAAAACAAAUUGUAGAAAUAAACACAGUAAAAUUUGCCCAGCUGUCGUCUGAGCCCUCUUGAUUGACUUGUCCCUGUGGCAGUACUGUGCUAAGAUCUGUAAUAAAGGAAGAUUGCUAUUGGUAGGAAAUGUUUGUUGACCCCGUAGGGAAACAGUAUGUGCCUUUGCCUCUUCGUGCACACCGGGUUACAAAGGCUCCGGGUGAAGGAACACUUCUUGCCAAUUUUUACAAUAGUAAGAAUAAGCAAACUCUUGACUGACUGAUUUUUUAACAAAAACGAUGACGCCUAUUUAAGGUGAUAUGCCACCAUCUUGCAAAAUCUGACACAGGCAUAAUCCGUGCCUCCUGCCAAGCAUUUCCUCCAGGGUUGCUGAAAUGGUUUUGUUGUAGCUUCGUGUUCUCCUGUGGUUUAAUCUGCCUUAGGGGCAGUUGGAAGCAGCUCUUCCUGCCAUCCAGUGUGAAAAUAAAUUCUGGCUAUGCAAAUGAUGAUUUUCUUAGAGAAGAGUUCCUAAAAUAAAAUGUCAGGAUAUUUUUGUAGUACACUAAUGAAUGUGUAGGGCAGUCACAUACCUAUCUUUUUUGAUUUAUAUUGUAGCAAAAAAUUGAUUAACGUACAAGGGUUAUUGAUAUUAACGUAUAUGCUAUACAACCUGAAGUCCAUUUAACUAACCUUCAAAAACUCAUCGUGACAAUAGGACAAUAAUAAUAAAGAAAGAACUGUUUCAAAUUUCUUUGUGAAAAAAGUUGUAAGUUCUCAAUUUCAAGCAAUUUGGAGGGAGAAAAAUCUAAGGUGCUUUUCAAAAGGAUAACUGAAAUUGUUGCAGGCUGAAACAACAGUAUGAUCUCCAGUUCAGCAAGAACACUGAACCUUCUGAUUCACUGAUAAGUUCUGAGUAAAUCAAUGGGGAAAAUAAAAUGGAACUGUUUUAGUGAGCCACUAAAAAAAAGGAAUAUUCUCCUUACAGAGACAAAAUGUGGUGCAGAAAACCCGGCACCUCUGUGCAUGAACCGUCAGUCAUGACGGCCUGCGUAUGCUGCCGUCGUGUUUCAGUGUAUUCCUGCAAUAUAGACUAGGUUUUGGUAACUAUGGAAGAAAAGUUACCUUCCCCUAGGAAAGACAAAUGAGCACAAUGACAGUAAUCAUUUAACUUUUCUGUUGAAUAACAAAUGCAAUAAUUGCCUCUAAUGGGUGAGAAACUACUUGUAAAGCUUUUUAAUUUUCUAGUUCUAUUAAUGACCAGCUAUAUGAAUGGAGGAGAGUAUUACAUACCUACCUACCAUAUGAGAAUUGAUUUUUACUAAGCCUGAUCUUGCAUGGAUUGCGUUUACACCAGCUGCUGUCUACUAAUGAAAAGCGUGAGCUACUUUUUAAGUAAUAUGUGUUUUGUCAACAGGAGUUCUCUGACCUUUUAACACUAAUGGCCCUUCGCCCCGAACACACCGUCUAUUCCUUUUGCGUUGUUCCCUUGUAGGUGCGUCAGUCUUGGCAUCUCAGGAAGGACUCUGUCGUCACUCAUCUGUUGCAGAUCAUUCUGAAUCUUGUACUCUAGUUCAGCUGCCCAAAGCAGCAGCAAUGGAUCUUUAAUUCAGGGUUCUGUCCACUGCUGUUCAACUCUGACCUGAGGAUAGUGCCACUCCUGUACUGCUGAUGUGAAGUCGGCACUUCAGGUUACAUACAGAAGGGACCACCGAUCACCUCCAGGGCAGUAAGACAUCUAAUGUCAAAGAAGCAAACCGUGUGUAAGCCCCACGUGGAUACCUACUCUUAAAACCCAGGGAUGUUUCCAUUUCCUGGGUUAAAAUCAUUCAGUGUACUUUUGGAAAAAUAAAGUUACGUUUGAAAUUAUUUGGAGGUAGAUCUUAUUUGAUUAUUGCAAAAUGGAAAAGGAAAAUAUGAUUUACUACAAUGUCUACGUUUUGAUUGUUGAAGGUUCACAGUCUAUACUGCAAGAUGAUGUUAUACUAAAAACAGGUGGCCUGCAAAUUUCUAAAGUCCAAGAAAUAAUAUAAAUUCAAAAGUGGUAGUUUAUUUCCUAGAGAGUGAACUUUGAAACAGAGUGAAAACACAUUGAAAACAAAUAGCUGAUCAUACUGUUUUGCCACGACAGAAAAAAGCUCCGUGUAUAUCUAACCUAAGGGGAAUAAGCUAGGGCAAGGAAACAAAAAUACUUCCAUCCUGAAGACUUAGAUAUCUUCUCUUUUGACUUCCUUUUUUCUGUACAAUUACUUUAGUUGUUCAUUUAAUGUGACAUGCCACUGUCUUGCAGAAUGUGACACAGGCAUAACGUGUGCUUGUAGUUUGGACUGGCAACAUUUCAGGCACUUGUUGGUGCUGACCACUUUGUCCCUCAAAAAAAAAAAAUUGUGUUGCACUAUUAAAACAUCACUACAACCAUUUUUUAAAUAUACAACAACAAUUUGCCUUAAUUUGGUUAGCAGUUAAUGAAAUUUAAAAACCUGAUUUAUGAACACUUGAAAACCUUACUUAGGUUUAAUAUACCUGUUUUUAAUGUGCACUGAACCAUCUCAAAAGCAUUAUGACUCUUCAAGGAAUUACUCUCUAGAAGUUACUUUUUAAUGAAAACUACCAGUAACAGUUGAAACAUCAAUAAUAUUCAAUAAAGCAUGUCUAAGAGAAAGAGCAGGCUUUUUAUAUGCUUUAUUUCUUAAAACCAAAAACCAAACCUGUUGCCAUCCAGUCGAUUCCGACUCAUAGCGACCCCAUAGGACAGGGUAGACCUGCCUCAUAGGGUUUCCAAGGAGCAGCUGGUGAAUUCGAACUGCGCACCUUUUGGUUGGCAGCUGAGGUCUUAAAGGCAAGGUAAAAAAAAAAAAAAAUCAGACACCUGUGAAAAGGACCCUGAAUGUUUCAUGCACAGCGAAAUUAAAUCAAAGAUAGUGACCUAACAAGUUGUAAUCAGGGGUAAAAGCCACAAGUUUGGCUCUGAGAAAACACAAGGGUGGUGUUUCUUAUGGUAUGUUACUGCCAUCUCAGCAAGCCCAGGUCAAGGUGAAAGCGAUUAUGUAACUAAUUUUGCUUUACUCAAAAUGUAUUCAAUCUUAACGCUUUAAAAAAUGGCUCUUAGUCUGUGGCUUUCUAAACAGAUGGUCUUCAUUGGAGGUGCUCUGAAAUUAAAAUUUGGCAAGGCAGUUAUGUAUGUCAUAAAAUUCGGGUACCAUAUUUUAAUAGAAUGGAAUCUUGGUAGAAGUAUUCAUUAAAAACACCUAGCAAAACAUAACAUUGUUUUAUACGUAUUUCUUCAUCAAAAUAGACCAAGCAAAGAUGUUAAUAUGCUGACAAGCUGGGAAAUACUAAUCUAAUGGAAAAACACCAGUCCUUAGAAAAAGCUAACAAGUUCUAAAACCUCCAGUAGUUUUUUGUUUUUUUUUUUAAGUAUAGAGAAAGGGAAGAGAUACAGAAGAAAAAGGUUAAUUACCUCCACAAAUUGGUUCUCAAAUUCUAGUGCUGGCAAGAGCAAAGGUGGUUUCCAGGAGUAGCUGUCGCUGUCUGCUGUCCUGAAAUACAGGCCAUCAGUUAUCAGCCAAGUCUAAUGGUGGCAAAGGACAAACAGCCGAAGGGAUCUUCAGAUGAUCUAGCUAGACAGUGAGCGGUGUGACCCGUUAGACCUGUGUACGGAUCCAAAGGCAGUGGAUGAAGUUAAUACAGACCAGGUUUUAGGGUAAAGGUGAGAGCGUAGCAAAACUACCUGUAUGAUGAGUGGUAAACAUUUUUGCUCCCUUUAUAUUUUAAAAUCACUACAAAAGGCUUGCAGUGAAACCAACCCUAUAGUGCAUUCUGUUGCAAACCAUUAUCUAGUAUGAGGGAGGGACCGUCUGUCUUUCUCUGAGAUUGUUUGGCUAGUGUACGCCGAUCACAUCUAAUGGGCUGGGUAUUUUGAUAGUCUUUAGAUCCACCAAACCUCUGGCGUAUUAAUGAUCCUUCAGAAUAGGGUUAAUCAACUGGGGAAUGAAGGCUGGAGAGAAAUGAGUCCGGGGUAAUUCCUUUGGCAACCCAUCACUGCUGUCAUCAGCAGUGCCUGAGUGCAUUUUUGAUCUGAAGAGGCGAUAGCGCUUUUUUCAAAAAGUUUUUUGUGGUCAUGAGAGUAAUCCUGGAACCUGAAAGUCAUUUCCAGCUUGACCACGCCACCACACUUUCCACAAAGCCACAUCUCAUCUGCGUUCCAGGCCCUGGUCAGGGUUCUGAAAGCAGUUGCAAAUGUGUAGUCUCCGAGUGGGCACUUGUUUGUAAGUAUUUAUUUUCCGGAGCCCACUCAGGGACGGAGAGAGGCUAUAGGCUGUUUUAGAGGACGGAACAAUGAGUCAAAACACCGCCUCCCCAUUUUUACACUAACGUCUGGGGGGAAAUCCCCAAACGCUUACGUUUGAUUAUGAAUGGAGAUUGCUUCGGGGUUAGAGGGCUGAUGAUGACAGGCUAGCAAAACUGGAGGUCCUGGCUUGGCCAAAACACUGAGCUUCCUGGUAUUCAGUGCUGUUCAGUCCUACCAACCAGAGGUCGGCUGUUGAAUUCCCACCAGUCAGUUUUGACAGCACCCAACAACAAAUCUUUCAGAAAUGAUUUCUGCGGCAAAAAUAUUGUUGAAAAGUAUUUAUUUACACUAUAGUCAUAAACCAUCCAUUAUCUGAAAUUCAGUUAGUGGUUCUGCGUUAGAAUAGGUUAUAUUUUCACAACUAUUAAGAGCUAAUAACUGAACAAGUCAGCUCCAGUAACAUUAUUUACAUUCUUAAUCUGAAAUUUGACUACAAAGGUAACACGUUUAAGUCACAAAACAGAGCAUACAAAAAUAUACUUUCUAAAAAAAAAAAAAAAUCCAAAUAUUAA
Molecule: messenger RNA, 7518 nt
Organism: Loxodonta africana (African savanna elephant)
Lineage: Eukaryota; Metazoa; Chordata; Mammalia; Proboscidea; Elephantidae
Gene: ADO
Product: 2-aminoethanethiol dioxygenase
Exons: 1
Coding region: 229-1044 (271 amino acids)
Cellular component (GO): mitochondrion
Molecular function (GO): oxidoreductase activity, acting on single donors with incorporation of molecular oxygen, incorporation of two atoms of oxygen
Source: RefSeq, a predicted model, not a curated record